UCACACCAUUCACACCUCACUUUACGUUUCCUUUUCACUUUUCUUUUUCUCAUUUCGUCCGCCCUCAACCGCCGUGAUGGCCCUCGUCCGCCACCGCCGCCACCCCAACCUCCGUCUCCCCCUCCCGGAGCCCUCCGAGCGCCGCCUCCGCUUCCCCCUCCCCCUCCCUCCCACCACCACCGCCAAACCAGCCUCCGGCGACGCCAUUGCCGCCGCCGACCUCGAGAAGCUCGCCAUCCUUGGCCACGGAAACGGCGGCACCGUCUACAAAGUCCGCCACAAGGCCACCUCCGCCACCUACGCGCUCAAGAUCAUCCACUCCGACACCGACGCCACCAGGCGCCGCCGCGCCCUCUCGGAAACCUCCAUCCUCCGCCGCGUUACCGACUGCCCCCACGUUGUCCGCUUCCACAGCUCCUUCGAAAAGCCCUCCGGUGACGUGGCGAUCCUCAUGGAGUACAUGGACGGCGGCACCCUCGAGACCGCCCUCGCCGCCAGCGGCACGUUCUCGGAAGAGCGACUCGCCAAGGUGGCGCGUGACGUCCUCGAGGGGCUCGCGUACCUCCACGCGCGCAACAUCGCUCACCGCGACAUAAAGCCCGCGAACAUCCUAGUAAACUCCGAAGGGGAUGUUAAGAUUGCAGACUUCGGAGUCAGCAAACUCAUGUGCCGCUCGCUCGAAGCGUGUAACUCUUAUGUCGGCACGUGCGCGUACAUGAGUCCCGACCGGUUCGACCCGGAAGCGUAUGGCGGGAACUAUAACGGUUUUGCUGCGGAUAUUUGGAGUUUGGGUUUGACCCUAUUUGAACUCUAUGUGGGUCACUUCCCAUUUCUUCAAGCGGGUCAGAGACCCGACUGGGCUACCCUUAUGUGUGCAAUUUGCUUCGGCGACCCGCCGAGCCUCCCCGAGACCGCGUCACCGGAGUUUCGCGAUUUCGUGGAGUGCUGCCUCAAGAAGGAGUCCGGGGAAAGGUGGACGACGGCUCAGCUCUUGACCCACCCGUUUGUGUGCAAUGACCCGGAUACAUGUUAAGUGGGUUGACCCGGUUGUUUUUUUGUUAUGACUUGGAUCUUGGAAUCACCUUUUUGAGUUGGUGUAUAUUCCCCCGGAUUCAAACCUUUUCAGUUUUAGGAGAACCAUCCCCUUUGUAAAUUAUGAUAAAAGGGAAUUUAAAAUUCUGAAUUAUUUAUCUACGGCUCUAUUGUUUUCAAUUCUUAACUGAGUCUAAGAGAAUCAUUCCCUUUGUACGUAAAUUAUGCUUGCCAAUGAUAAAAAGAAUUUAAAAUUCUGAAUUA
Molecule: messenger RNA, 1296 nt
Organism: Glycine soja
Lineage: Eukaryota; Viridiplantae; Streptophyta; Magnoliopsida; Fabales; Fabaceae
Product: mitogen-activated protein kinase kinase 9-like
Exons: 1
Coding region: 77-1033 (318 amino acids)
Biological process (GO): protein phosphorylation
Cellular component (GO): cytoplasm
Molecular function (GO): ATP binding; protein serine/threonine kinase activity
Source: RefSeq, a predicted model, not a curated record